Molecule: messenger RNA, 4508 nt
Organism: Stegodyphus dumicola
Lineage: Eukaryota; Metazoa; Arthropoda; Arachnida; Araneae; Eresidae
Product: leukocyte elastase inhibitor-like
Molecular function (GO): serine-type endopeptidase inhibitor activity
Source: RefSeq, a predicted model, not a curated record
UUCUCCUUCCGGAACAACGCUUUGGAUUGAAAAAGAAACUAGUACAUCAAGUAAACGUUAAUCUUCAAAUGAGAUCAUCGAAAUCAUUAACGAGUCUUUCAAACAAUAUGAAAGCGUUUCCUGAGAACUACUAAUUACUUAGGAUUCCCCUUUUCUACCCUUCUACUUUCAUUUGUGUUAAUCAGCAAUUAGUUUAGACUUUCCGUUUACGCUGUGUAGGAUGUGAUAAGAAACUUCCGUUUCAGCUUUUUAUCAUCAACAACUCAACAACAGCUUUGUAACUAGAAAACGAUUUGUAACUAUAGGAAAAGUACAAACAUUUAGCUGAAAUCUUCGAGGUAUCAGAUACUACCAGUAUGUCCCUCUCUUGUUGAUAAAAUUCUUCAUAUUUGAAUUCUCUACAGGUUCCUAAAUAUAAUGCAUUGUCACACAAAAGGACUUGACAUCUCCAUCUGGUGUUAUAUCUUCAUAAUAUUCUCAUCAUUUUAUUCGUCUCAGAGCAAUUCAACUGUAGAAGAGAUCUGCAUUGCCCUUCAGCCGCAGACUGCCCGAGUCAUCAAUAAUUUUGCUCAAAAUCUGAUUAGCUUAAUAGGUGGCAAUGGCAAUCUUAUUUUCUCUCCUUUCAGCAUCUCGAUUGGCUUGGGUAUGUUAUAUUUAGGAGCUCGAGGUAACACGGCAGAGCAAAUAAAAAACUCAAUGCAUUACAGUUUAUUACAGAGUAAUAAUACUGUAGAAGGAGUGCAUGAGCAUUUCCGUUCACUGCUAGUUACUCUUAGUGAGACCAAUGGAGAAUACGAGCUAUUUUCAGCUGCCAGAUUAUUUUCGCAAUUGGGAUACGCAUUUCGAGAAGAGUAUCUACAAAAGCUUAAAGCAUAUUACGAUGCAGAACAACAAAUUGUAGAUUUCGCGCAAAACGGCAGAGAAGCAAUAAGAAAAAUAAAUGAAUGGGUUAACACAAAAACUAAUGAGAAAAUACCUGAAUUAUUUCAGAAUCCAUUAGAUCCAUUUACAGUUAUGGUUCUACUGAAUGCUGUUUAUUUCAAAGGCUUGUGGGAAAUCCCAUUCCAUCCAUCAAUGACACAAAAUAACGUAUUCCAUGGAGUGAAUGGAGAUAAAGAGAUACCAUUUAUGGAAUUUCGAGAAAGAGUGCAUUACUUUUUUGAUUCCGAUACAAAUUACCAUUUCCUAGAAUUGAAAUACCAAGGAAAUCACAUAAGUAUGAUAUUUGCACUUCCUGAAUCAAUAAACAGUGCCCCUGAUUUAGAACUUAAUACUAAUAUGUUAUGCAAAAUUAGAGCUGGCUUUCGUAAACAGCUAAUUAAUGUGAUCAUCCCGAAGUUCAAGCUGAGUUACGACAGAACACUAAAUGAUGACUUUAAAUCAAUGGGUAUGAGUGAGAUAUUCGAAGACACAGCCAACUUCACUGGUAUGAGAAAUGAGGUGGGUAUGUACAUAUCUCUGAUCAAGCACAAAGCUGUUAUAGAGUUGAACGAGAUAGGUAGUGAGGCUUCGGCUGCCAGCGCUUUUGUGGGUUCUGUUAGAACAAUGUUUCACGGCCCAUACUUUACUGCAGAUCAUCCAUUUUUGUUCUUCAUUUUAGAUAAACGUACGGGAUGCAUUCUUUUCUUAGGUCGAUUCGUGGAUCAAUAUAAAAAUCCUGAAUUUGUUCAAGAUUUACUAGCAACUGCUAUUUCGGAUCGUAAAUUGUUAGAGCAAAAGCAAAUUGAAAAGAAUAAGCUGGAUUAUAAUCUUCAAAAAAUGAGAAUAGAGCGAGAACUUCAAAAAGCAAAAAUGGAUUAUGAACUGGAAUUGGCAAGAAUCCAAGCACAGAAUCAAAGAAUAAAUGACCCUGUAGAAAAGAAAUCUAAACAUGAGAUUGAUCUUCUGACCAAAGAACAUUUUUUAGAAACCGUUACAGUAAAUAAUGAUGGUCGUUGCAUUGAUGAAGGUAUAGAAAAUAUGCCCACUUCUGAAGUGAACUUUUAUGGUAAUUACUUACCUCAUCGCCCUGUCCUAAAGGAAAGCAGCAGUACCACACUUAUUAGUCCAGUGUUUGAUACUUCAGCGAGGUUGACAAAUCAUCCUUCUCUGAACCAAUGCUUCCGGUGCGGUCCUAAUUUAAUCGAACUUAUUCCAGACGUCCUACUGCGAUUCAGAGAGCGGCGAUAUGGAGUCAUAGCGGACAUUAGAAAAGCCUUUGAACAAAUAAGUAUUCAAAAAGAGGAUAGAGACUUUCUGCGAUUUUUAUGGUGGGAAAACAUGGAAGAGAAGAAGCUCAGAGAUUUUCGACAUGCCAGGCUUGUUUUCGGUGCAAAAUGUAGCCCUUUCCUUCUGGCCUCAGUUAUUAAGCACCACACUGAAAACAUCGAAGAUCUUGAAGCUGCUUUUAAAAAGAGACUGUUGCAAAGUUUCUAUGUCUACAAUGUCGUUACUAGUGUUGACACUAAACAACAGUUGGAAAAAUUUAUUCAAUUCGCUUCAGAAAAUUUAAGUAAGUGCGCUCUUCACACUUCUGUUGAUGGCAGCAAAGACGCUUAUGCAGCGGUUACGUUUCUAAGGAUUGAGAACAACGAUCGAGUUGAACUGUUUCUUCUUGCUGCAAAAUCUCUAGUUGCUCCUUUAAGAGGGGCCACUAUCCCAAGAAAGGAGCUUUUGGCAGCCGUAAUUGGUGCCAGACUGACAGAUUCAGUAACUAAAGCCAUCGGAUGGGAAAGAGUUAACAAAUAUUACUGGAGUGAUUCCACAACAGUGCUCGCAUGGAUUAAAAGAGAUGAAAACUGGUCUAUUUUCGUGCGAAACUGUGUUAAGGAGAUCAGAGAACUCAGUAAACCUUCAGCUUGGAAGCACGUUCCUGGAGAAAGAAAUCCUGCUUAUCUGCCAUCCAGAGGUCGUAUUAGUGAGCUUGUUCCAGGUAAAGACGGUAAUGUGCGGCUUGUGAAAGUGCAGACUUUACACCAAGAACUUCUUCGUCCUAUUCAGAGAAUAUAUCCUCUUGAGAUAGCAUCUCCUACUGACUGUCCUAAGCCUGUACUUCUAACAGGAAUUAUGGAGAAGACAAGAAAGUUUGCUUCUUUGGUGAUUUUGUUCUUAAUUUCAUGGAAUAUUUGUAAUGCACAUGAUAAUUCUACACUCGACUGUGAAAUAGAGAAGCAAACAUUUUCAAAAGUAAUUCUUAGCUUAUGCUCCAAAUUGAUGAAUGAAAUCGAAGGAGAUGGUAAUUUUUUCUUUUCACCUCUUAGUUUAUCAAUAGCUUUAGGCAUGCUGUAUGUAGGAGCACGUGGAACAACUAGGGGCCAGAUGGCGGAUGCACUGAAUUAUAAAGAAGAAGAAGACAGCUUUUCAAAUCUCCGAGUCAGUCGAGGCUUCAGGGAUUUAAUUCGAGGACUUGAAACUGAAAGUGAUAAUUCUCUCAGCAUAGCAAAUAGCAUUUUUAUCCACAGAGACUACACAGUGUCUUCUCACUACAUUUCAAAAUUAAAACAUUUUUUCGGAGCUAAUGUCGACUAUCUGGAUUUCACAAAUGAGAGAACUGUGUCUAUGGAAAAAAUUAAUGACUGGGUUUCUAAUUAUACUAAUGGCAAAAUCUCCAAACUUUUAAUUGAACCUUUGAAUCCUAUGACUAUCAUGGUACUGAUAAAUGCCGUUUACUUCAAAGGACUAUGGAAUUAUCCUUUCAGUGAAAAAUUAACAUGGAACGGUUUCUUUUAUAGAAAAAAUGGUACAUCCAAAGUUGUGCCUUUUAUGAUAUUGCAAGAAAGUCUUAAUUUCUAUUUUGAUGAAAAAUUAAAUUAUUCUUUCUUAGAAUUAGAUUAUGUUGGUGGACAUAUGAGUAUGUUAGUUAUUUUACCUAAAAAUGCCCAAGAACUUUCGAAAAUGGAUCUUACUCCUGAAAUUCUUUGUCGCAUUAGAAGUCAGUUGCAGCCAGCUGAUGUCAUGGUGGUACUUCCUAAAUUCCGGAUGGAGUACAAGCGAGAGCUAUCUAAAGACAUGAAGAACUUAGGAAUGGAAAAACUCUUCUCGGACAGAGCUGAUCUAUCUGGCAUUCGGGAAGAAAACGAUCUUCACGUAUCACUGAUGGUUCAUAAAGCAGUCAUUGUCGUAGAUGAACAUGGCAGCGAAGCUUCAGGAGUGAGUGGAGUUGGAAUAGAUGGACGAAAGAAAGCUGGCGAGCAAAUAACUUUCUGGGCAGACCACACUUUUUUAUUUCAUAUAAUAGACAAAAGAACUAACACUGUGUUGUUUUCUGGCAGGGUAGCUGAUCCGUAGAAAAGGUAAUAGAAAAUGAAGAUUGCUUAUUUAUGUGUUAUUUAGCUUGAAAUGUAUAACAUUAUUAUUUAGAUGCAUCAUUUUUAAACUAUCCAUUUGAUUAAAUGCUGUUCUCAAAAUUCAGAUUCGUUUAACUAAGAACAUUCAUUGGAGAUGAAAUAUAACAACCAAAGUAUCUAGAGUUGUACUGGAUCCACUAAUGGUAAUGUAAGGCAGAUAAUGUAUAGUAUUACAAAAAUCUA